Molecule: messenger RNA, 495 nt
Organism: Aspergillus ibericus CBS 121593
Lineage: Eukaryota; Fungi; Ascomycota; Eurotiomycetes; Eurotiales; Aspergillaceae
Exons: 3
Coding region: 1-495 (164 amino acids)
Source: RefSeq, a predicted model, not a curated record
AUGUCCGGAACGCGGUUCGAUGCGACAAUGCCGGGGUUGCAGGCACCGCUCCCCACCCAGGGGGCGAAUCUUCGCGGUAUCCGGACUUUCAGAGCUUAUGCGCAGGGUGGAAGAGACAAAUACCGUCCCUUGGCUGGCGAUGUGGGCGAGGAAAGGGGUUAUGCGGAUGGGAUGCUUACACCCAGUUCCCCGGCUCCGACAUGGUUCACGCGACAUCGAGUCCAAUUGCGAGAGGUUUCAUCUAUUAUGGUUCUGCGAUUGCAAGGAUAUCCGGCCUUAGCAGGUGAACUAUGGCCUGCUGUCUCCUCCCCCGGACUAGUGGCAAUUUGCGAGGCACGGAAGCGGGACGGCGAUAGAUACAUCAAGAUUCAAGGCUGUCUAGACCACGGAUAUCCGGAGAACGCCAUCGACAAGACACGCCAGAUUGGCAACAACGCGAUCGCCGAAUCAUCACGCGUAAAGGGCUUUUCCAUCCACGCCAAGCUCCGCGGGUAA